CCAACACCACACUCACACUCGCAAAUUGCUGAACCACGCCAUCAUCCCCUCUCCAGACGCGUGUGCACGCUCUGCUACUUGACAAAGACGGCCUCGCUCGUCACCUCUGGAGCUCCGCAGGCAGAGUCUUCUUCUGCUCUUAAUUCACGUGCACCUCACUGCUUCUGAAACAAUGGCGACUGUUCAGCACAUCUAUCCUCCCAACCCGACCACCACGCGUGCCUCUUCCACGCCCAUCGCUUGGGAUGCGGUCGGCAAACGGCUGGUCUAUCCGUGUGGUCGCUUGGUGGUCUUACGAGAUCUGAUCUCACCAACAAAGUCCAAGCUGUACGGCCAACACACCACAAACGUCACCGUCGCGAGGGUAAGCCCGAAUGGCUACUAUUGCGCAAGCGCAGAUGCGGCCGGAAAUGUUAGGGUGUGGGACCUGGCGGGCGAGGAGAUGAUCUUGAAGUUGGAAAAGAAGGCGCUGUCUGGGCCCAUCAGAGAUUUGGCUUGGGACGGUGAGAGCAAGAGGAUCGCCGCGGUCGGAGAGGGCAAGGAAAGCUGCUUCUUGCGCUUGGUCUCACACUUCCAUCCCUUGACGCACAGCUUCGGCGCGUUCUUCCUCGCAGACUCGGGUUCCUCGUGUGGUGAGGUGACGGGACACAGCAAGGCGCUCAACUCUGUCGCGAUCAAGCCACAACGACCCUUCAAGGCAGUCUUGGCUGGCGACGAUAAUGCCGUCGUCUUCUACGCCGGGGUCCCCUUCAAGUACAACUCGACGCAAUCCGUGCACACUCGCUUUGUGCAAUCCGUCAGCUAUGCGCCCACCGGCACAUUUUACGUCAGCGCAGGCUCUGACGGAAAAUUGCAGCUCUACGACGGAACGUCGGGCGAGCCCACCGCAGCUUUGACCGACAGCGCAGCAAACGCAGCUGGUCAAGCUCAUGCCGGUACCAUCUUCGCAACGAGCGUCUCUGCCGAUGGUUCCCUCGUCGCUUCGGCAGGAGCAGACGCUAUCGUCAAAGUGUGGGAUGCAGCCACUCAGAAGCUCAAGCACGCUUUCGAUUUGAAGAAUGCGAGUGGCGGCGGUGCUAAUGACCAGCUAGUCGGCGUCACUUUUGCGGACAAGGGCGAAGCUGUAGCGCUCGCUCUCGGGGGUGCUCUACACGUCUUGAGAUACGACGAAUCGCCCUCGUCAGCACCAAAGACGCUGCACGCUCCUACACGCGCCAUAGGGACCGGGGCAUUCGCUGUGGUUGAUGGCGAGCUUCUGUCCGGGUCAUUUGAUGGUCGCAUCGUCAGCACUUCUCUCGAUGGUCGUGUCAAGCAGAUCCAGGCGACGGGAGCUGCAGUGACUGGAAUUGCAGCUGCUACCCCGAGCCUGGCUUGGGUGAUUGGUAUGGACGACACAGUCAGGAGGUAUUCCAAUGCCGCAUUCGACUCGACAGCAGUCGGCACUUCUGGGCAAGCGCGAUCCCUGGCCGGCUCCAGUUCUGUAGCUGUGGUAGCCACCUCGAACGGAGUGGACAUUCUCAACGGAUCGCCAGUGCAACGGCAUCAGCAAAAGCUAGACUUUGAUGCGACGGCUGUGGGCCUUUACUCGGACGGUCAAGUUGUAGCGAUUGGCGGAGAGGACGGCAAAGUAAGAUUGGGGUCCGUCGCGAAUGGCGCAUUCAAGCAGACCGCUUUGCUCGAGAAUGGACGCAGAGGCGUGACGGCCUUGGCCUUCUCGCCGGAUGGCUCCCUUCUGGCUGCAGGAGAAGCUGGCGGGCGCAUCAUGGUGUACGACGUGAAGGAUGCCAAGCUCAAGUUGAACCAGUGGACCAAUCACACGGCUCGCAUCAGUGCCAUUGCGUUCUCGCAAGAUGGCAAGCGCGCCGUCUCUUCCAGCCUGGACACCAACGUCAUCGUCUGGAGCGUCGACAAUCCUUUCAAGCACGUCGCAAUCAAGAAUGCGCAUGCAGGCGGGGCAAAUGGUGCCGUAUGGCUCGACGCUUCCACGGUCGCGAGUGCGGGAGCGGACGGCAGCAUUAGAAGUUUCAAAAUCCCUCCUGCGCAAUCCUGAAGCAGUUUCGCAUUGCGCAAUGGGCAGCGAGGCGUUGGACAAUGGAGAGGAGAAAAUUGCAUGUCAUUGUCACUUGUCCCGUCAUUGUCCGAAGGGUAUAAUGAGUAGCGGCAGG
Ceraceosorus guamensis is the source of this 2165-nucleotide messenger RNA. RefSeq names its product WD40 repeat-like protein. Gene Ontology annotation, molecular function: actin filament binding. The transcript has 7 exons. The coding region runs from base 173 to 2050 and encodes 625 amino acids. Gene Ontology annotation, cellular component: cortical actin cytoskeleton. Gene Ontology annotation, biological process: positive regulation of actin filament depolymerization; actin filament depolymerization. Lineage: Eukaryota; Fungi; Basidiomycota; Exobasidiomycetes; Ceraceosorales; Ceraceosoraceae. The record is from RefSeq and is a predicted model, not a curated record.